AUGUCAACUGCAACAACGACCGGAGCUAUGGCAACUACCACAGGUUGUGGAACCGCAGCGCAAUACGAAAUUCCAGUCAAAGAUGCAUCAUGUGGAGUUCCCAACACCGACAAGUACAAAGGACUCCUUUCAAAAUGCGCGAAGCCCGCAGGGGUAACUUCCUAUAACGACGACUGUGCUCUCUACGCUCUAGCCGUUGAUCAGUCAAUUCAAGAUCUUACCGACUGCCUCUACGGCGCUGGUGUCGCUUGGAAGGACGUGUGGUGCCACGGAGAAACCAAUGCCACCGCAACAGCAACCUCGUAUCCGACUGCAUCGGAAACGGAAACCGCUUCGAAAACAUCUGCCGACAAGACAUCAACAGGUACCUCGACGGAAACUGCAGCGACAAGCACCAGUACCAGCUCUGGGGCGGAUGUCUCUGUGCCUAAGGUGCAUGUCAGUUUGAAGGCUGUUAUGCUGCUUUCAACUCUGUUUGCCUCUGCCUUGUUCGUCGGUGUCUGA
Molecule: messenger RNA, 504 nt
Organism: Penicillium coprophilum
Lineage: Eukaryota; Fungi; Ascomycota; Eurotiomycetes; Eurotiales; Aspergillaceae
Exons: 1
Coding region: 1-504 (167 amino acids)
Source: RefSeq, a predicted model, not a curated record